AGACAGCCGCCAGCACAGACCUGAAACCGGCCCAGCUCCAGCGGCCCCACCCCACGAGUAUCGGGGGGCUCAGCUGCGCCAGGGCCAUGAGCCCGUCUCGUCUCCCUGUUACGGCUCCCCCGUCCUGAGCCCUGCGUGCGACUCACGACGCUUCCCGGGGGACCCACCGCUCCCCGGGGACAAAGCACCCGCAGGCUCACAAGCUGCUGCCUCGGUUCUCAGCGCGUCCAGCCGUCCGCUUUCCCGCACUGCUCCGAUUUUUCCACCUCCUCUGCACAGAAGCGGGGGGCUCGCCGACCCAGCAGCCAUUCCCAGCCUUGGGCCAGGUCUAUGCUUCCACCGGCGUAGCGACGGCCUCACGGCUCCCUGGGGAACCCCCCAGUGAUGCCUACAGUGAUAUGGGGGGGGGUCCCCACACAAAAACACUACCGAGUGACCUAGCACGGUCACUACUACAGCGGUGAUGGGGCUUCUCCUGUGGCUGUGGCUAACCCAGCUCCCCAAGAGGGGGGCCAAUGGAAGAAUUCGUCUGUCGCCCAAGCACUGUCUACACUGGGGGGGGGGAGGGUGAGGUCGGUUUCCCUCAGUCUCGGGGGGGUGGGAGGGGCUGCUGUACGCUUCCAGGGGAGACCAGCCAGCUAGGUCAGUGGCUGCCUUCUUGGCAUGGCCCCAUCGCUCAGGCGGGUGGGUUUUUCACACCACCCUCCCUGGCUGGGGGGCAAACCCCCUCCCCCAGCCGGGUGGAUCUGAUUGGAACCAGGCAUCGCAGGGGCCCGGCUUACGUGUGAAAGGCCUGGGUUUAGCUCCAGCCCAACUUCCCCCUUGGGUUUUCAGUAUGAAGAGCCUCUCAAAAGCCACCAGCUUCUGACUGAAGCGAGACCAAGUGCUGAGACUGCUCCAGAUUCCUUCCUAGCCUGCACCUCGGCCCCUUCCCAGGGCGCCUCCCAGCUGCAAGAUGGCGGGUUACCUGUGUCUCUCUGCGCUCCUCCUGGUGGCUCUGCCGACCCCCUACGCCAGCCCGCUCUCCGCCGGCUCCUCCCUGCGCUUCAUCGCCCUGGGGGACUGGGGCGGGGUGUCCAAUCCCCCCUUUCACACGGUGCGCGAGGUGGCCACAGCCAAGGAGAUGGGCCGUACGGUGGCAGCGCUGGGCGCGGACUUCAUCUUGUCCCUCGGCGACAACUUCUACUACAAUGGGGUGCGGGACGUCAACGACAAGAGGUUCCAGGACACCUUUGAGGCUGUGUUCAAGGCGCAGUCGCUGCGCAAGGUGCCGUGGUAUGUGGUGGCCGGGAACCACGACCACUCAGGGAACGUCUCGGCUCAGAUCGCCUACACCAAGGUCUCCAAGCGCUGGAACUUCCCCAACUAUUACUACAGCCUGAAGUUCAAGGUCCCCAAGAGCAACGCCACGGUGGCUCUCCUCAUGAUCGACACUGUCACCCUGUGUGGGAACUCGGACGACUUCCAGGCCCAGCAGCCCCAGCAGCCCCAGGACGUGGGGCUGGCCCGCAGCCAGCUGGCCUGGCUCCGCAAGCAGAUGGCUGCCUCCCAAGACGACUACCUGCUGGUGGCUGGCCACUACCCGGUGUGGUCGGUGGCCGAGCACGGGCCCACCCACUGCCUGGUGAAGCACCUGCAGCCGCUGCUGCUCAAGUACAAGGCCACUGCCUACCUGUGCGGCCACGAUCACAACCUGCAGUACCUGCAGGACAAGGCUGGCGUGGGCUACGUGCUGAGCGGGGCCGGCAACUUCAUGGAGAACUCACGGAAGCACUACCACAAGGUGCCCGAGGGCUACCUGCGCUUCUUCUACGCCGAGCCGGCGUCCCUGGGCGGCUUCGCCUACGUGGAGAUCGACAGCAAGGAGAUGAGUGUCACCUACAUUGAGGCCAGCGGCAAGUCCCUCUACAAGACCUCCCUCCCCCGGAGGAGCCGCCUCUGAGACCCCUCCCCACGCCCCCAUCUAGGAGGGUGCAGGAAGUAGGGGUUCAGAGCUCACUCCUCUUUCGUUUGGCUCUAAGGGAAACGCUACGAGAGGCAUUGAACCUGUCUGAUUUUUAAGGCUCCUGCAUCCAAUCUCUGGGGGAAUCCUCCCCUUGCCCCCUGUAGCCCCCAACAUGCCCCCCAGGGCUUUGCAAACACCUCCUCCCCUGGAGAAGCACCCCCCCAUUUAUUGCUUGAUCCCCUCUUCCCUCCUCAAUAGAUCAUUCCAGCCCCCUUUGACUCCCCCAAACCAAUGGUGGCUUUGGGGCCCUCCCCAUAGGUUUCUGUGUCCAGGACCCUUUGCAGAUGGGCCAGGGGAAUCAGAGUCUGUGUUCCCUUUCCCAUCCACACCACCCACGUCCCUGGGGAGACGUCCCCGUUUCUUUGCCUGCUGUACACGCGCCUCCCCGCCCUGCUGCUUGGAGCUCGGAGGGCACAGGUCAUGGGUUUCCACUGAGAUAUCACUGGGUUGGUUGGGGCCCGUCUCCUGCCAUCUCCUCUCUCUAUCCCACUUCUAGGGGCAGCACAUGGCUGCUGUGGGAGAAGGGUGGGAAUACGCAAACCUUUCCCUGGGCCGUGGCAGGCCAGAGAUCCGGGUUUGACUCCUGGCUGGGCCAGAGUCCCCUGAGUGACCGUGUCUUCCUCUCUUUAGGCACCAGCUCCCCUCCUGUAAAACGGGGCCAAUGGCUCUUUCACGCUCCCCUCUUUGCCUUCUGAGGCCGUAAAUUCCUUGGGGAUGGCCUCUGAACAGCUCCUCCUCUGCUGCUAAUGCAUAAAUGACCCAACAACCAAUGCUCUCAGGAGAGCUAUUCCCUCAUCCCGCCACCUGGAGGCGCUGUGACCUUCCUUCCUCUUCUCAGGUACAAAAUCCUCAUAGCCACAUGCUAGGGGGCUGGGAAGCUGAGUUUUGUUUUUGCUGACCAGUAAACUGUAUUGUGCCAGAGGAGGACGCAGUACUGCCCAAAUCUGACCUUGGGCUGGUGUUUGUGUUUUCUGAGAUGACUGUUUUUCGCCCUCAUAUACUGACCGGUCCCGUGUGCUUCCUCCCAGUCUAAGUGUAAAAAGGGGCGGGCGUGCGGGCGUGUGAGCCCCAUGUGCCUGUCAAAGACUUUUAAGUUCUGGAGAAACUUCUUCUUCACCCUCUGCAGCAUUGCACCUGUGAUCUGUUGCUCCCUGAAGCUGCUGCAAAGGGAACAGACUCUUCUAAGUGUCUUUCUUGUGACUAUUUUCAAUAAAUUAUAUUUUAAAAAGUC
Molecule: messenger RNA, 3236 nt
Organism: Chelonia mydas (Green sea turtle)
Lineage: Eukaryota; Metazoa; Chordata; Testudines; Cheloniidae
Gene: ACP5
Product: acid phosphatase 5, tartrate resistant
Exons: 5
Coding region: 956-1942 (328 amino acids)
Biological process (GO): bone resorption
Molecular function (GO): acid phosphatase activity; ferrous iron binding; ferric iron binding
Source: RefSeq, a predicted model, not a curated record